AUGAUUGCUAGGGGCACCACCGCCAUCCCCAAGCCACCAUCACCACCUCUUGCUGCCGCUUGCUCGGCCGUCCGGGCCAUCAUUGCUCCGAACCGUCACCACCUCCGCCCAACCGAGCUCUUCCCCCCUUGGCCGUGGGUUGAGCCACGACUGCCGCCGUCUUCGGUGCGCCAUUCAUGCUGUUGUUGGUGCCGUGAGACUCGUGCCUUCGUCGCCUUCGCACCACCGUCGCCGCGUGCUCGCCGUCGCCAGAUCAAGAAGAAGCUGGUGAAGAAGAUGAGGCAGAAUAGGCCCAUCCCUCACUGGAUUCGCAUACGAACCGACAACACCAUCAGGUACAACGCGAAGCGCAGGCACUGGCGCCGCACCAAGCUAGGGUUCUGAGUUGUUUUCAUGGGAGGAGGUGCUUUUGCUUUGGGUUAGAGCUUUUUAGUUGUUGUGAAAGAGACCUCUCGAUGUUUUUCUAAUUAUUGCUUUUAAGCGAAUUGAAGACUUUUAAGGAAGCAAAUAGCUGCUUAGAUACAAUGUUGCUUUGUUACUCUCGAGCACAAGCAUUUUUUAUAUCCGAUGAUCUGCGAAUUAUGGUAGUUUCUGUUGCUUCAUGUGGUUUUGAUAGUAUCAGGGAUGGGAUUUUAGUGAAUUUUAAUGUUGCUUCAACUUUAUGUCU
Messenger RNA from Eucalyptus grandis, 667 nucleotides. RefSeq lists its product as uncharacterized. Bases 1 to 384 code for a protein of 127 amino acids. Gene Ontology annotation, cellular component: ribosome; cytosolic large ribosomal subunit. NCBI's taxonomy places the organism in Eukaryota, Viridiplantae, Streptophyta, Magnoliopsida, Myrtales, Myrtaceae. The record is from RefSeq and is a predicted model, not a curated record. Gene Ontology annotation, biological process: translation. Gene Ontology annotation, molecular function: structural constituent of ribosome. The transcript is spliced from 3 exons.